Messenger RNA from Penicillium argentinense, 2541 nucleotides. RefSeq names its product peptide alpha-N-acetyltransferase complex A subunit NAT1. The record is from RefSeq and is a predicted model, not a curated record. Gene Ontology annotation, biological process: N-terminal peptidyl-methionine acetylation. Gene Ontology annotation, cellular component: cytoplasm; NatA complex. Gene Ontology annotation, molecular function: protein binding; protein-N-terminal amino-acid acetyltransferase activity. Lineage: Eukaryota; Fungi; Ascomycota; Eurotiomycetes; Eurotiales; Aspergillaceae. The coding region runs from base 1 to 2541 and encodes 846 amino acids. The transcript is spliced from 3 exons.
AUGCCGCAACCAUUGAACUCCAAGGACCAGUCCUUGUUUCGUCAAGUGGUUCGCAACUUUGAGCUGAAGCAAUACAAGAAAGGUGCCCCCCGCCCGCCCCUCUCAGUCGUCCGCCGCAUUAAAACGGCGGAUCAGGUCCUUCGCAAGAACCCCAAGCAUGGCGAUACGCAGGCGAUGAAGGCUCUGAUCAUGAGCCACCUGGGUCAGUCGGAGGAGGCAUUCGCGCUGGCGAAGGAGGCCUUGCGGAACGAUAUGAAGUCGCACAUCUGCUGGCACGUGUACGGUCUCCUAUACCGGCAAGAGAAGAACUAUGAGGAAGCGAUCAAGGCCUACCGCUUUGCCUUGCGACUUGAACCUGAGUCCCAGCCCAUCCAACGGGAUCUGGCCCUCCUCCAGAUGCAGAUGCGCGAUUUCCAGGGAUACAUCCAGAGUCGCAGUUCCAUGCUCCAAGCGCGCCCCGGAUUCCGACAGAACUGGACUGCGCUGGCAAUUGCUCAUCACUUGGCCGGAGAUCUGGCCGAGGCCGAGAAGGUUCUGACCACGUACGAGGACACUUUGAAGGAUCUUCCCCACGUGGCCGACAUGGAGCACUCCGAGGCCUGCCUUUACAAGAACACAAUUAUCGCGGAAUCUGGAGACCUGGAGCGUGCUUUGGAGCAUCUGGAGAAGAUUGGAUACCGGUGCACUGAUGUGCUCGCGGUUAUGGAGAUGAAGGCAGACUACCUCCUGCGCCUUGGCCGCAAGUCCGAGGCCGAGCAGGCAUACACCGCUCUUCUGGAACGUAACCCAGAGAACUCAAUUUAUUACAAUGGCUUGAUUCAGGCUAAGGGCAUUCCGGAAUAUGAUCACAAGGCUCUGAAGGCCCUGUAUGAUGAGUGGGUGGAGAAGAACCCUCGCGGCGACGCCGCUCGUCGCAUUCCCUUGGAUUUCCUGGAGGGAGAAGACUUUAAGCAGGCUGCCGAUGCAUACCUGCAGCGAAUGCUGAAGAAGGGUGUCCCAUCGCUUUUCGCAAACAUCAAGCUUCUGUACACCAACUCCGCCAAGCGCGAUACAGUGCAGACCCUGGUGGAGGGAUACGCCUCCAAUCAGGCGGGCUCGCAGGCGAACGGCUCUGCUGAGGGCAAGGUCGAUAGCAAUGAGUUCCUAGCUUCAUCCUACUACUUCUUGGCUCAGCACUACAACUAUCACCUUAGCCGCAAUCUUCCCAAGGCCCUGGAAAACGUCGAAAAGGCCAUCAAGCUCUCCCCGAAGGCCGUUGAGUACCAAAUGACCAAGGCCCGCGUCUGGAAGCACUACGGAAACCCCCAGAAGGCGGCAGAGGAAAUGGAGAAGGCUCGCCUCCUGGACGAGAAGGAUAGGUACAUCAACACCAAGUCUGCCAAGUACCAGCUCCGAAACAAUGAGAAUGAGCUUGCCCUCGACCUUAUGAGCAAGUUUACCCGCAACGAAACCGUCGGUGGAACACUGGGUGAUCUGCACGAGAUGCAGUGUGUGUGGUUCUUGACAGAGGAUGGCGAAGCGUUCCUGCGCCAGAACAAGCUAGGCCUUGCUCUCAAGCGUUUUCACUCAGUCUACAACAUUUUCGAUACCUGGCAUGAAGAUCAAUUUGACUUCCACGGCUUUUCCCUUAGAAAGGGAAUGGUCAGAGCCUACGUUGAUAUGAUUCGCUGGGAAGAUCGCCUCCGCGAGCACCCCUUCUAUGUCAGAAUGGCACUUGGCGCCAUCAAGGCAUACCUGCUCCUCAAUGAUCAGCCAGACCUCGCGCAUGGCCCUAUUCCCAGUGGUCCUACUGGCAUUGAUGGCUCCGAGGAAGAGCGUAAGAAGGCUCUCAAGAAAGCCAAGAAGGAACAGCAACGCCUGGAGAAGAUUGAGGCCGACAAGCGUGAGGCAAGGAAGGCAGCAGCAGCAAAUGCUAAGAGCGUGGACGGAGAAGUCAAGAAGGAGGACACUGAUCCUCUCGGCAAUACCUUGGUUCAAACCAAGGACCCGCUCAAGGACGUCAUGAAGUUUUUGACGCCGCUGCUCAACCUCAGCGCGCAGAACAUUGAGGCCCAAUGCCUCGGUUUCGAGCUAACAACAUCAAAAGACAAGCAUCUGCUUGCCUUGAAGUGCCUCUCCGCCGCUCACGCUAUUGAUCCAUCCAACCCCAGUCUCCACCUUAACCUUCUACAAUUCCGCAAGGCGCUUGACACCCUCUCCGAGCCCCUCCCCGCUGAGACUGCCGAGGUUGUCAAUGCAGAGUUUGAGAAGUUGCUUCCCAAGUCUCAGAAACUCGAGGACUGGAACGAGUCUUUCCUGUCAGCAAACAAGGAAAGCAUUGCACACGUUCACGCUGCUUUGUCAAGCCGUCAGCUUCUGAGCCCUGAUUCGAAGGCCCGGAAUGAAAAGGACCUCCAGGCCACCCUGGACUCUUCCAAGAUAACCCUCGAGGAAGCUGUGUUAGGCCGUGAUUUGCUGAACAAGUGGGGAAGUGACAAAACCAUGUACGCCGAGAAGGCGAGCAAGAAGUGGCCCGAGUCUUCGGUCUUCCGGUUGGAGUGA